Messenger RNA from Arabidopsis thaliana (thale cress), 938 nucleotides. RefSeq lists its product as uncharacterized. The record is from RefSeq and is marked reviewed. Lineage: Eukaryota; Viridiplantae; Streptophyta; Magnoliopsida; Brassicales; Brassicaceae. Bases 77 to 601 code for a protein of 174 amino acids. The transcript has 5 exons.
AUUAUAAAUCCCUGUUACAUAUUAUAGCGUAGAGGAAAACCUAAUCAGCCGAGAAAAGUUGAGAAAAUUCGUGACGAUGGAAGACGAUGAGAAGUGCAGAGAGUUUUGGUCUCGAGUGGCGGAAUCUCAGGGGUUCGAUGUUGAGCAUUUGAUGGAUGACAAACCAAAAUCGUGUUUGCUCGACUAUCAAAAUUCUGAUUUCGACACUGAAGUCUUCCUUAACGCCAAGUUGGGGAUCCAUAAAUACAAUAUGUUACAGGGGACGAAUUUGCAGCUCAGUUGCAUAGAGAAAUGCAAUUCACGAAUUACCACAGUAUGUAUCGGUUACUAUAUAACUUUGGUUGCUAAGGAUCCAUCUGCUGGCGGUUCCCUUGUAACUUUUCAGACCAAGGUUGUUCACGAAGACUAUUCUAAAAUCAAUACCCUCACGGUCUAUCUUGCAAGACUUAAGUCGCAACCACCACCAGAUGAAGAAAUCGGAGGUGCGAAAACAGGACUGGGUUCGUCUAUACUUGGAACUUGCAUUCAUCCAUGCAAAUCAGUGUCUUCCAAAUCCCAAUCUAUCAAAAUUGGUUAUUUUGAAGGUAGCUGUAGAAACUGAGGAAAAUGUGAAGCAGCCAAAUGAGAGACUCAAGGCCAGAAAUGCAGUUUUCUACAUACGGUACAGGUACUACCCUAAUAAGGGACGGGCUCCUAAGGGUAAUGGUCACAAGCCUCCCCGUGAUCGCAUCGCUAUCAUAAAAAGAACUAUGGACAUUCAGGGGCUUCUCACACUCGAGUUCGAUACUCGGUAUGCAAAAACUCUUCUGUAAGGUAGUACCCUACUCUACUUAUGACGCUUGUAAUAAUCUACUCUAAUUAUGAAGCUUGUAACAAUUCAUAAGACUAUGCAUUCAUGUUGUACUUUAUGGAAACAAUUUAUAAGACUAUGUAACAUG